Miscanthus lutarioriparius is the source of this 1527-nucleotide messenger RNA. The record is from the annotation of a GenBank genome assembly. NCBI's taxonomy places the organism in Eukaryota, Viridiplantae, Streptophyta, Magnoliopsida, Poales, Poaceae.
AUGAGGCGAGGCAAGCGUGAUCCGGCGAUCGCCGCCGCCGCUGCCAUCGUCAUGCUCUGCGUCGCAUCGACGGUGCUCAUGGUCAACGGCACCACCACCAAGGGAGAAGAGCUCACGACGCAGCUAUCCAACGGCUUCACCGCGGCGCACGCGGCGGGCGCGGCGGUGCCGUUCGAGCCCGUGCUGUACGCGCCCAGCGGCGCCUUCGCGUUGGGCUUCCUCCGCGUGGGCGCGGCGUCGCUGGACCUCGCCGUGGUCCACCUCCCGUCCUCCUUCCCCGUCUGGCGCGCCACGCCGGCCCGCCUCGGGGACUGGUCGCGCCUGGCCACGCUCACGUUCGACGACUGCAGCCUGGUCCUCACCGGCCACGACGACGGCGUGCUGUGGCAGACGGUCGACACCGUCGGCGACGUCGUGGUGCUGCUCGACUCCUCCAACCUCGUCGUGCGGCGGUACGAGAAGACGGUGCCGGAGUGGGAGAGUUUCCGCCACCCAUCCGACACGCUCGUCCUUGGGCAGAACUUCACCAGCUCCUCGCCGCCGCUCGUCUCCGCGAACCGCCGGUUUGCGCUGCGGCUCGGGAAGUCGUACAUGGCGCUGCACAUGGAGUUCUACGGCGUCCGGACGACGCCGACGACGUACUGGCGGCACACGGCGCUCGAGGCGCAGCCGGAGAGCGUCACGGAGCCGCCGGUCUACGGCCGCCUCGACUCCCGCGGGUUCUUCGGCCUGUACCUCGAGGGCGGCGACCGGAGAGUCGACGUGCUCUCGUUCGACACGUUCGUGGACAACCUCACAGGCGCCUUCCGGCGGAUGACGCUCGAAGACGACGGCAACCUCCGCGCGUACUACUGGACCAGCGGAUCCAAGGCGUGGACGUCGGACUACAGGGCCAUCUCGGAGCGGUGCGAGCUGCCGACGCCGUGCGGCGCGUACGGCCUGUGCGUCCCCGGGAAGGCCGAGUGCCAGUGCCUCGACGACAACAGCACGAGCGCCCCCGCCGCCGCCGACGCACCGUCGUGCCACGCCGAGGAGACCGCCGACCUGUGCGCCGGCAGCGGACAGCAGCUGGGAUUCGACGUGGUGCGGCGGAAGCGGGUGUCCGUGGCGUACAAGGAGGAGCUGCCGUUCGAGACGAACAGGACGGCGGCGGAGUGCGAGGCGGCGUGCGCGGGCAACUGCAGCUGCUGGGCCGCGGUGCACAGCGGCGCCAGCGGGUACUGCUACCUCAUCGACUUCCCCGUGGAGACGCUGGUGUACGAGGCCGACGACCAGAAGGUGGGCUACUUCAAGGUCAGGAAGUCGUCGCCUGCACGACGGAAGGGCAUGUCGCCGGGCGUCGCCGCAGCGACGGCGGCGCUGUCGCUGGUCCUGGUUGGCCUGGCCGCGGCCGGAGCUUGCAUCAGGUACCAGAUGUGGGAGGGGAGGAAGCGGAGACGAGCGGGGACGAUGGAGCAGGAGCUGGUGCCGGGGAUGUACAAGGAUCUCAGGUCCAUGGACAGCUCCAACAACUCGUUCAGGGCAUGA